AUGCAGUUUUACAGAGUUGUUUGGUGCAUAAAAGGAAAUACAAACAGCAAUCGUCUUUCUGAGAAGAACGAAGAUAUGGGAUGCAAAAGGAUCGCGGGUGGAUUCACAGGCAGAGCACAAGGCGAUCUUGGUCCACUUUACGGUUUCCAGUGGCGACAUUUUGGCGCCGAGUACAAAGGCCCAGACGCGGACUAUGAGGGCCAGGUGUUGAAUUAG
Messenger RNA from Cylicocyclus nassatus, 216 nucleotides. The record is from the annotation of a GenBank genome assembly. NCBI's taxonomy places the organism in Eukaryota, Metazoa, Nematoda, Chromadorea, Rhabditida, Strongylidae.